Molecule: messenger RNA, 2201 nt
Organism: Homarus americanus (American lobster)
Lineage: Eukaryota; Metazoa; Arthropoda; Malacostraca; Decapoda; Nephropidae
Exons: 14
Coding region: 74-1321 (415 amino acids)
Cellular component (GO): membrane
Molecular function (GO): glutamate-gated receptor activity
Source: RefSeq, a predicted model, not a curated record
ACUCAUCGCGCUGUCAACGUCUUGCUUGGCUCUGCUAUCCUCUGCUUCUGAACAACAAUAGGCUAUUGUUAAGAUGUAUCCAGGAGACAAGGUGACUGCUGUGAUGACUGGGCUAAUUUUCCUAGUUGUCACUGUCUUCUUGACUGAUUCUUGUCUACUUCCAUCUGUUGACAAGGAUGAUGCGAUAUCUGCAGCCACGGAAGGAGUUGACGCUGUGUUGGCAAAGGUGACAAAGCCCCACUGCUCCAUGUUCCUCCUUACAGACGGCAGAUCCUCACCCAGUAAUAUUAUUAGGUUUAUGGACGUGGUACGUGCUCCCUGGGGUAUAGGAAUGUUCGAGGUGGCAUCGGACAACCAAGAUGUUAAAGACAUGGAAGCAGAAAUUACCAGAGUACUCGGCUUGUUGCGUACACUGCGGCAGGUGUCAUGGUGCGUGACGGUGGUGGUGGUGAGCGACGACCCAGCCUUCCUCGCCGCCUUCGCCGAGUGGUCCCUCAAGGGCCGCCUCCUGGUGUGGUCGACGAGGCUCCUCGCCGUAACCAGCCUGCCUCUCCCUAAGCUCCACCACCUACACAAGACCUUUUCUACGAGGAACGCAAUGAUGCUCAUCGUAGAGAACGUUCAAGAACACAUUAAGUGUGAUGUGUAUAUAUACCUGCCGUACAGUCAUCAGGGAGCUCCGGCAACGAGGAUUGCUUCCUGGACCCCUCAACGAGGCCUGGCUCUCACAACUCACCUCCUACUUUUUCCUGACAAGUUCACCAAAUUGAUGAACCGUCCAAAUCUGGUUGUGGCGACGGAGGGAAACCCUUUCAAUAAAAUGAUUAUAGAAGAGGACAGAGAAGCCCCUGAGGGACAUCGGGUCAGGUUCUCAGGUCCCGUGCCAGAGCUAAUAGACUACCUUGCUACCGGGCUAAAUUUCUCGUACACAUACAUGCGGCCUCCUGACGGGUCUUGGGGCAUAAAGUACAAUAACGGAACAUGGUCCGGCAUGGUGGGUAUGGUGAGCAGGGAGGAGGUUGAUAUAGGUGCUGGUCCCUUUGGCGUUAGCGGUAAUCGUGCCGAGGUGGUAGACUUCACUGUCCCAAUAAUGAUAGAGUACAGUAGAAUGUUGGGGGGGCGAGGGCGUCCGGAGGUGGAUCCGUGGAGCUUCCUCCUGCCGUUGGCGCCUCUGGUGUGGGUAGCUGUCCUGUCGGGCUUACUGGUGCUCCCUACGACUGUGUUCUUGCUCUCUUUAACCUUCUCACUCAAUACCAAUGAUCAAGGAAAGCUGAAAGGACAUUUGCCUUCCUACGCGUUUUCCUACAGCAAGAUAUCAUAGUACCAGAGGGCUGGUGGUGGGAGCGGGUGGUGUUGGCGGUGUGGAUGUUGAUGACGUUGGUGUUAACACGGAGCUACGCCGGCAACCUCAUGGCCCUCUUGGCCGUGAGACACAUCCCUGAGCCAUACCAAACCAUCGGUGACUUCUUAGACGACUCAUCAGUCACUAUGAUAUGGCAAACAGGCUCCAGUAUUAAGCGGUAUUUGUAUUCUGCAAAUACAGGCGAGUACCGGGCUCGAUGAUCUGGAAAAGGAAGGUCGCAUCACAUACAGGAGAGCCGCAGACUACCCACAGAUCAUCGAUACUCUAGUGAGGAGGGGUGACCACGUCCUCAUGGAGGUGAACGUUGGUGUGCGAGUCUACAUGGCUGAGGAUUUUGCACGUACAGGGAGGUGUUCUUUUUACUCGUCAAGAGAGGAGGUGCAGCCCAACUUGUUUGCAAUGAUCGGUCAACAGGACAGCCCACUUGUCCCUUCCAUUAGUAGGAGGAUUAGGAAGAUGACUGAGGCUGGGUUAUUCUACCAGUGGUUGAAGAUGCAAGACCCUAAAUCUACUCUCUGUGAUCAUGAACCCAACAAGAUCACUGUUACCUCGUCUCUCGCUCUCAGCAAUCUUUGGGGAAUGUUUGUGAUCCUCGGGUCAGGAUUCAUUACCAGCCUGUGUCUGCUCUGCCUGGAGCAUAUAAUCGCCGGCGUUAUUCAGUCCUAGGAAUGUUGAACUUCCAUCUGUAUUUGACAGUUCAUUUUAUGUAGACGGUAACUGUGGUGACGAUUUUGUCCAUGUUGAAAUUCUUGUAACCAAUAUCUAGAUGUGUUAACUCUUAGGCGUUGUUCAGUACAUAGGAACAUUAACGCUGUAUAAAUAAAAAUAAGGAAAUUGA